This is a messenger RNA of Suillus plorans, 1041 nucleotides long. RefSeq lists its product as uncharacterized. NCBI's taxonomy places the organism in Eukaryota, Fungi, Basidiomycota, Agaricomycetes, Boletales, Suillaceae. The transcript is spliced from 13 exons. The coding region runs from base 1 to 1041 and encodes 346 amino acids. The record is from RefSeq and is a predicted model, not a curated record.
AUGACCCUAGUCUCAUAUGAUCCCAGUUGGUGGCCGUCCAUCUAUUCGUAUCGUAUUUCCAGCUAUUUUGUAGUUGCCGGCUCCGCUGGGGUGAUGUAUGAUUGGGUCCUAACGUUCGGGCAAGAGGUUGAACUGGUCUGGAGACAACCCUGGUCCCUUUUCACCGUCUUGUAUCUCAGUGUGCGCUAUCUUGGAAUAUCAUAUGCCGUCAUAAAUAUGCUGAGUACUUGUGUCUCCUCAUAUACACUGCGUUUUUUUAUAUUAGCGAUAUGUAGUUUGGGUUCCAACGAUCUCAAUGACAGAUGCAGGGUGAGUGGGAUUCUCGGCCAUAUUGUUGGUCUAAUUAAUGACUGCCACAGCUGCUUUAUUCUGAACUUCGCAGAAAAUUGGAUAGGUGUCGUUAUAUAUGGAGCAUUGGGUGUCAUCCUGAUUGCUCGAUUACACGCUAUGUAUCAACGAUCUAGAAAGGUGCUGAUAUUUCUCAUCGUCAUCCUCCUUGCUGUCAACAUUUUCGACGGAGUGGUUGUUGCGAUAUCAGUGAGGAAGAAUUCAUGGGAGGAACUGAUUCUCUCCGGCACCUCUCAAUGUACUGUUGGCUUCGAUGAUUUAUUCCUGCAUUCCAUGACUUGGAUAUUCACCGCUAUAUGGGAGGUGCUCGCAUUGAUUUUCGCAGUGUGGGUCGCUGUAAAACACUUCUAUGAAUUGCGACAACAUUCGGCGAGAGGACUUAUCAAGGACACCUUCACGGUGUUGAUGAAAACUCACAUGGUUUACUUCACAAGCGUUGUUAUUGUUUCGUGCUUCGAUCUCGGUUAUUUUUUUUCGACGAUGUCAGCGGAUACGACUGCCCUGGGAACUCAAAUUUACUUUGGUUUGCUUGACAUCUUCCAACUUGUGCGGAUGUUUGUACUAGGACCACGUUUGAUUCUUGGCGUUCGAGAAUAUAAGGCUAAGCUCGUGGCCGGCUCCCAUGUGGUAACCGGCAUGACUUCAAUUGCUUUCGAGGAGCGCGUGCAUGUGUCGACUAGCAGUAGUGUGUAG